CGAAAAGAUUCGUUACGUCACUUCCGCAUGUUUCAAAAUGGACUCUACCGGAAUGAAGCUGAGCUUUUGGGAGAAUGGACCAAAACCUGGGCAAUUUUAUUCAUUUCCAGGGAAUAACAGUGCCACAGUUCCAGGAUGUGGCCCUGUCCGACAUACACUCAACCCCAUGGUAACAGGCACAUCCGUGCUGGGCGUCAAGUUCACAGGCGGUGUGGUCAUCGCCGCCGACAUGCUGGGCUCCUACGGCUCGCUCGCCCGCUUCCGCAACAUCUCUCGACUCAUGAAGGUCAACGACAGCACUAUUCUGGGGGCUUCCGGAGACUACGCGGACUACCAGUACCUCAAACAAAUCAUCGAGCAGAUGGUAAUUGAUGAGGAGCUACUGGGAGACGGUCACAGCUAUAGUCCGAAAGCUAUCCACUCGUGGUUGACCAGGGUCAUGUACAAUAGACGCAGCAAGAUGAACCCACUGUGGAACACUGUGGUAAUUGGCGGAUUCUACAAUGGGGAGAGUUUCCUAGGCUACGUGGACAAGCUGGGCGUGGCUUAUGAGGCGCCUACUGUGGCUACUGGAUUUGGUGCCUAUCUGGCUCAGCCCCUGAUGAGGGAAGUGGUCGAGAACAAGGUGGAGAUAACCAAGGAGGAAGCACGCGCUCUUAUUGAACGUUGCCUCAAAGUGCUGUACUACCGUGAUGCCCGGUCCUACAACAGGCAUGAGAUCGCCGUUGUUACGGAAGCUGGGGUGGAGAUCGAGGGGCCUUUGUCGUCAGAGACGAACUGGGACAUUGCCCACAUGGUCAGUGGUUUUGAGUGAAGACUGUCCUGUGACCUGAGAACCUUUUCUUCAUGCUAUUCACCUGUUUUCCUCCUCUUAUGUAAUGAAUUUAGUCUUUUGUAAAAGGAAAAUAAACUGUUCACGAAAGCCUGCAACUUCUGUUUGACGAGCAUGCAUAU
Molecule: messenger RNA, 954 nt
Organism: Scleropages formosus (Asian bonytongue)
Lineage: Eukaryota; Metazoa; Chordata; Actinopteri; Osteoglossiformes; Osteoglossidae
Gene: psmb4
Product: proteasome 20S subunit beta 4
Exons: 7
Coding region: 38-814 (258 amino acids)
Cellular component (GO): cytoplasm; proteasome core complex
Source: RefSeq, a predicted model, not a curated record